Kwoniella botswanensis is the source of this 1794-nucleotide messenger RNA. RefSeq lists its product as uncharacterized. The record is from RefSeq and is a predicted model, not a curated record. The coding region runs from base 1 to 1794 and encodes 597 amino acids. The transcript has 3 exons. Lineage: Eukaryota; Fungi; Basidiomycota; Tremellomycetes; Tremellales; Cryptococcaceae.
AUGUCAUUGAGUACAUCACCUACCGCCCCAUCUUUACUCAUCCCAUCCAACCCAGCAUUCUCACCUGUCGAAACGGCUCCCAAGGGAGGUAUAUUAAUCAAUGUCCAUCGAGCCUCCGAACCCACCCUAUCUAUCGAUUCUUCAUUGGGAUCAUAUAACACACAUGCUAGACGACCUUCAGAUCCAUCAUCGAUAAUCAGUGAGAAAGAGGAAAUUGCAUCUUCCUACUCGCACUCGCCGAUCCCUUCACCAAUCUCAGGUGUUCACACGCCCAAUGUUAAUGCCAAAUCGUUGAAAAUUCGAUUCGCACCCUUACCUGAUCCUCGAAGACCCCGAAGUCUAAGUACAGGAAGGAAUAUAGCUUGGACAAACCAAGUAGAUGAGAAUGGUGAUGAGAAGAGACAAUUGUCUAUCAAAGAUCAUACAACCCCAGAUGAUGAUGAAUAUGCGGUACAAGAUGAUUCGGAUGAAGAAGAACAAGGAGGAGAGGAGUAUGAAGGAGAUGGUAAAUCCGGUAGGAGGUGGAGUAAGAGUAUGGGUUUGAGCAGUAGUUGGAAAGUAUCAAAGAAACUUCUGACAGGUAAAAAUCCAAUCAAGGAUAAAGAGAAAGAUAAGGAAGAUGGUUCCAUGAGUUAUCCACAGGGUGCACCGUUGAAGAAGAGUGUUAGUACAGGUGGAUUCAUUGGGUCCUCUCCAUUCCGAUGGACGUCCGAGACAGAACGGAAAACCAGUAUGCAAGGCUCUUCCCCACCUACCGUCACUUCUUUCCUAUCAUCACGUUCAAACUCCAAUCCGAAUACUGCUUCUGGUCAUCGACGUAAUUCAUCCUUGGAACCUGGUACAGGAUCUUCCUACAGUAGUAGGCUGAGUAGCUCCCCUUCUACCACUCCGAUCAAAAUGAUGAAUGGACGGGUGUACGGGUCGAGGAGAGCAUCGGAAGCUGCCGAGCGAGAGAGGAAGAUCAGGGAGAAGAAUGAGCCUGCUUUUGUUGAGUGGGGACAGGGUCAGGUAGCACAGCGUACUACCGAGGAAUCAUCGGGUAAAGGAGGGUUCCUGGGUGAUAACGAUGAUGGAGGUGGGAUGGCUUGGGUGAAGAGACGUAGAGAAGAGAGAGAAAGACAGAAAAGAGAAAAGGAGGAACAAGAGAAAUUGCAAAGUGAACAAGGUGUUCCAGAAGGAGAAGGACAGGAGAAUGUUAAAGAUGAUAUUGGAGUGGAAGAAGCAUUAUCAACAAGCUCUUCGUCCUCUACUUCUUCAUUGGAUCUGAAUUCGAAGAAACCGGCUUUGGGUAUCAAUACUGGUGAUCUCAAGACUCCAGCUAUCGAAAUAUCGGAAUUACCCCCCACACCUACUAUACGAGUGUCGGCAGAUUCUGAUAAUACCUCGAACUCACCCAGUACCAACUCGCAUGGUCAACCGGAAUAUACGAAAUCCACUAUGAACAUGGACGUGGGACCAAAAGGAGAGAGAAUGACACCUACACCACCUAACGUAUCUUCAGAAGCUAUACAUGCCCCUAAAGCCUUGGUGGACGAGAGGAAAGAAGGUGAUCAUGUGGUUCAAGCUAUGAGGAUCCCUUCAGGAACGACUGCUCAGAAAUCGAAUAAAUUGAAGGAUCCUUUCGCUCAAGAGAGUCAAGCGAAUGAGAAUCCCAGUGAUGAAGAGGAAGAAGAGGAGGAGGAAGAAGAGGAGGAAGAAGAUGAUGGUGAUUUCGAUGAUGAUGAAGAGGAAGAAAUUGACAUCAGGACAACUUCGAGUGCCGCUGGUGUAGAAGUUAUAAGUCGCCACAAGUAG